Molecule: messenger RNA, 909 nt
Organism: Fraxinus pennsylvanica
Lineage: Eukaryota; Viridiplantae; Streptophyta; Magnoliopsida; Lamiales; Oleaceae
Source: the annotation of a GenBank genome assembly
AUGAGAUCGGGUAUCCCCCAGACAUCCUUGAAUAAUUUUAGUCAAAAAAUUGAUAGUAAUUCUAUGGAGGAGGACCAGUUUCAGAAGAGAAAAAUAGUUCAAAGUCCUUGUGUUUCUUCGAGAGGUUUACCUCAAUCUCCUUUGUCCUCGAAAUCUGGGGAACAUUUGAAUGUUUCAAUAGAACCCGAAUUAGUAAUUGUGACUAGCGAACUUGUAUCAUCCCAGAAAGAGAAGUCCACAGUUGCAUCAAUUCCUCGUGUUGGUGGUUCCACAUCAUUGAUUUGCAGUUCUAAAGAUUCUAUGCAGUGUAUGUACCAGGCACAAGCUGCUGCAAAAUGUAGAUCCGUUUCUCUCCCCAAAAUUCCAGCAAUCAGUAUAGUUGGUUCUCCGGCAACUAUUAGCCCAGCAUUCUCAAAGAUCGAAAUGCUGACUAUGAGGUAUCAACUUAACUGCAAGAAGAAUAAGGUGUAUGAGUAUCCCAUCAGGAAACCGUAUACAUGUUCUACACAACAGCUGGGACUUCAUCUCUCAAGUGAUUCAAACAAUGACAAUGUGAAAGAUGAAAUGUGUAAUAUGCCAUUUUCAAAGUCCCUUUUAGGUGGGAACAUGAAUGAAAUGGCUUUCAAUUUGUUUCCCAAGGCACGGACUAGGGCGAUAAUGUCAGAAAGGCCAAACAGUGAUGCUGUGGCAAUGCAUAUAGGAGAAAUAGAGGCUGCUGAAUACUUGGCUUCAGUGGAUUACCUUCCAACAUUACCUAAUUCUUUUGAGUUGAUAUCACGUGGAAGAUCAUGUCCAGCCAAAACCAGUGAGCGUGAUGAUUCUUCGACCUUUCAAUCUAAUGCUCCUGGAAUCCCUCCAACUAGUGCUGCAGCUGGGAUGAAGCAGUAUUCUGAAGGAGUUUCUCGUUAG